Gaeumannomyces tritici R3-111a-1 is the source of this 2868-nucleotide messenger RNA. RefSeq lists its product as hypothetical. Lineage: Eukaryota; Fungi; Ascomycota; Sordariomycetes; Magnaporthales; Magnaporthaceae. Bases 1033 to 2328 code for a protein of 431 amino acids. The record is from RefSeq and is a predicted model, not a curated record. The transcript has a single exon.
GUCAGGAGAUGGGGGGGUGAGACGUCAAGUGACUUGGGCCGGUCAUCCUCUCUCUAAAAGCAAAAGCGCGCCCAAGCCCUUUCUCUCGCUCUCGCUCUCGCAAGCUAGCGACAAAAAACCUAACCAAGUAGGUUAGACCGCAUUGCUGUGCCCGAUGAGAGGUCAAAUCUUCAUUAAUUACUGCCCCCUCACCUGGACCUCGCUCCCCGGACCGCCCUAUGGUUUCCCCAUCCCUCGUCGUCGUCCUCCUCCUCGCCACCCUGCUCGAAUCAGACCCCUCCAUCCCGAGAGAGGAUCUUGGCUGCACUUGAUUGAUUGCGUUGCCGCGUGACUCGCCUCUUCUUCGUCGCCGCCCUCGAGUCGUCUUCUCCUUUGGCCCAGUGCGCGGCGUUGGGACCUGUCCUGGGUGAAUAUAAGUCGACGCCUAUAGCCCUGUGGCCCCCCCGCUGCAGUCGACCUUUUCUUUUAUUUAUCUGUGGCUGUUUUAUCUCUGCCUGCCUCCCCUUUCUCUCUCGGAAGCGAUUUUGUUCCGGCUCGCUAGAGGACGCUCGCUUGUCCGCCAUAUAAAGCCAUAAUCAAGCGACUUAUAUGCCGACGCCCCUCUUCUCGUGGUUACCUGGGAACGGGAGACCCAGCCUCUUAUCACCACUUUUAUAAGUACCCGCGGGGUCACCUCAACCACCCGCCCGCCUGUCUCAUUUAUUAUUGAUAUUAACCCAGCUAUCCCGCCACCGCCUCUCACUUCUGACCGCGGUCUUGUGCUUCUCUUCUACUGUGUCUUGUCGUCCAAGGAGAAACAAGUCGGCUCGAGUGACGUGUUUACCCUGCCACACGAGAGAGGGCUGGAAGAGGCUGGGCCGGGUAUUCUGGACAAGUUCAACCUCCAGACAAUACAUCGACCCUGGAGGAGCAAGGUUUUUUGCGGUGGCGAGUGCAGGACGGAAGCCUGGAGCCCUCUCGGAGGCCACGAUCAAGCUGGAGAGCCGGGCCCGACCAACCCGCUAUAUCUCUGGAGGAGGCGCGACGAGGCCCAUGAGUCUACACUAUGACCCCUCUCGACACCACGGCGCGGCGGCCGCCCCGCACCACACCUCGUGGCCAUCGACCAUGCCGGCCAGCUUCCGGCGCUUCCAGGCGCUGCCGCCCGAGAUCCGGACCAUGAUCUGGGAGUACUCGCUCCCGGACGGGCGCGUGUACGAGGUCCUGGACGCGCCCAACGCCAAGGCCCGCACGCCGCCGCAGCAGGGGCUCAUGUUCGCCAACGUGCACCCGGAGCCCCCGCCCGGGCUGGCGGCCGUGUGCCGCGAGUCGCGCUACCUGGUGCUGCACCACUACCGGCCGCUGGCGCUGGGCAAGACGACAAAGUACGUGGACCUGUCGCGCGACAUGCUGCUGCUCGAGCCCUACCUGCUCGUCAAGCGGCUGCACCGCACACUGCACUUCAUGAGCCAGAUCCCGCUCGUCCGCGACGGCGUCAGCCGCCUGGCCAUGGGCACGUCGUACGGCAUCUACACGGGCAUCUGCCACCCCGUCCUGAGCUGGAAGGUGUCCAAGAGCAACAUGGGCAAGCUCGUCUCGCGCCUGGCCGAGUUCCCCAAGCUCAAGACGCUCGUCUUUGUCGUGCACCAGGAGUUCCAGUUUGAGUUUGACUUUCGCCACCCCGAGUAUCCCAGCAACAACCACCACAGUCACAACUACCACCUGAGCCAUCACCACCACGGUCUUCACCAACAGCCACCACCCUUGGGAAUAUCAACAGCGCCACCACUACUGCCACCACCACCACCACCACCACCACUACCACCACAAGCAUCUCAUCCCAUGCCGCAACCACCACAAGCAUCUCAUCCCAUGCCGCAACCACCACCCCCGACUUCCCUCCCGCUCCCACCUCCGCUAAUGAUGACGCCAAUCUACGACGGCCCCACGGCCACGAUGCCGGCGCCGUCGCGGCCGCAGGUGGUGCACCAGGCGUACCGGUUCAAGUUCGACAUCGAGGCCAACAUCAACCACCACCCACACAGGCCGCACCUCAACGAGCUGCUCUACUACCCGCUCGAGGUCGACGAGGACAAGGACGACUGGGACGUGUCGGCGACCGGGGGAGCAGGAGGAGGCGCUGGGUCGUCGGACGCCACUGACGAUCAGUCGGCCUGGUGCGACCCCUGGCCCACAAACGACGACUACCGCCGCUUCCGCCGCCGCUUCCAGCGUGCCGUCAACAUGAGCCUCGAGAUGGGCCUGGUCGAGGGCAAGCGGCCCGAGUCCCUGCCGUCGCUCCAGGGGGCCAGUCUGUUGUGGAGGUACACGCGGGGCCGGUACUCGUGACGAGGGAGGGGGGCAGACACCACAAGGUGGAAACAGCUAGACUUACGCCACCUCCAUCACAAACCAUCCAUUCCGUUUUCAUGCAUACAUCGCUUCGCUCCGCGGCAUUUCUCUUUUCGUAUUUUUUCCCCCUUGCCGCCAUAUUCUAUUUUAAUCGCCAUCGGCAACGCGAACCUGGGACUCUAGCCCGGUUUCGGAAAAAGUUCAGCAGGAACCCGGCUCGUCGGCGCAUUUUCCGAAACCGGGUAUUGGAAGGAGAAGAGUCUCACAACUCACAGAUUGGACUGGACAGCUCAUUUUCUUCCUGGUAAUUAUUACUACUAUUAUCAUAUACUUUGAUGUUCAUAUUUUUUUUUUUCUCAGGAGGCCAUCACGGAGGAAAUAUCAGUUUUCUGGUUGGUUCACCCAAGUACAUAGAACAGAACUGGUAUUCUAUUCAGAAUGCCACGACAUCGGCUAAAUGCCUUGGGCAAGGGCCCUCCUUCCCCUGUGGGUUCCUGUGCACCUUUGCUACUCGGCAAACGACGCAAAACUAGCGAG